AGGAGAGUACCUGACUGUCCGAGGAGACAUCAGGAAACCUGUCGACACUCUUCGAUGUUGGAGGCGUGGUUGGAUGAGUCUUAGCCGCCGGAUACAUCUCUGAUCAACUGGACGGAAGAGCCAUCACAGCAGCAGGAUUCAUCUACUUGUCUUCGGACAUAUCUCAAUGACCAUCAAUGUCAUCCUCAUGUUCACAUCACGAGUCUUUGUCAAUGAACCAUUCGCUCUCAUCACAACAGCUGAUCUCGGAACACACAAAUCUCUAAAAGGCAAUUCAAGGGCUUUGGCUACAGUCACAGCUAUCAUAGACGGCACAGGAUCCGUAGGUGCUCCGACUGGACCGGUACUCACUGGUUACAUCUCUGCUAUUAGCUGGGACGCAGUGUUUUACAUGUUGAUGACUGCAGCUUUCAUCUCUGGAUUGCUUCUCACUAAACUAAUCAUAGCACAAGUCAAAGCUAUAUUGUUUGGAUCAGAAGAUGAAGUAGCUUCAUCAUCAUCAUCACCAUCACCAGCAAGCAGAGCUCCCAUUGAUCUCCUCAUUUAA
Camelina sativa (false flax) is the source of this 547-nucleotide messenger RNA. The record is from RefSeq and is a predicted model, not a curated record. Lineage: Eukaryota; Viridiplantae; Streptophyta; Magnoliopsida; Brassicales; Brassicaceae.